AUGGAAUUCGUCGUGUGCCGGCCUCCCGUCUUCGCCGUUCGUUUCGGCGCCAAAACGUCCGAAAGCCGGCGGACUGUCGCCAGUGGUGGGCUCGGGUCGGUUCGAUUUUGCUUCUAUCGCUUCGGUUCAACGGUCCGAGUUGAUUUUCGUCGUGCUGUCAUUACGCCCUUCUGCGGUUCGGCGGUGGUGAGUUCAGCACGUGGUGAUCAGAGCGCCGCCUUGUAUAGAAGUCGCGCGCCCAACGCGUGGCAGGGCUGCUUCUUCGUCAUAAAAGGU
Iphiclides podalirius (scarce swallowtail) is the source of this 276-nucleotide messenger RNA. NCBI's taxonomy places the organism in Eukaryota, Metazoa, Arthropoda, Insecta, Lepidoptera, Papilionidae. The record is from the annotation of a GenBank genome assembly.